Molecule: messenger RNA, 480 nt
Organism: Coffea eugenioides
Lineage: Eukaryota; Viridiplantae; Streptophyta; Magnoliopsida; Gentianales; Rubiaceae
Exons: 1
Coding region: 1-480 (159 amino acids)
Source: RefSeq, a predicted model, not a curated record
AUGUUCCCUUAUCGUCUGAUAUUUGGCAAAUCCUGUCAUCUUCCGGUUCAGAUGGAACAUAGGGCGUAUUGGGCGGUGAAACAAUGCAACAUGCAGAUGGAUGAUGCGGGAGAGCAAAGGAAAUUGCAGUUACAAGAAUUAGAGGAAAUCCGCAAUGACGCCUAUGAGAACUCGCAAAUUUAUAUGGAAAAGACAAAGGCUCUUCAUAAUCACUUGAUCUCUAGGAAGAAUUAUUGUGUUGGUCAAAAAGUUCUACUUUUUCAUUCUAGGCUCAAACUUUUUCCUGGUAAAUUGCGUUCACGUUGGAUAGGGCCUUUUAUUAUCACUAACAUUUUUCCUCAUGAUGCAGUGGAAAUUCUAAGUCCAAAAACCAACAAGGUUUUCAAGGUCAAUGGUCACCGUCUUAAACCUUUUUAUGAAGGAUUUCAGGCAUAUACCAUCGAGAAGUUGGCUUUCGAAGAGCCUACUUAUUCUGAUUGA